Molecule: messenger RNA, 3190 nt
Organism: Anguilla rostrata (American eel)
Lineage: Eukaryota; Metazoa; Chordata; Actinopteri; Anguilliformes; Anguillidae
Gene: adck1
Product: aarF domain containing kinase 1
Exons: 12
Coding region: 175-1740 (521 amino acids)
Source: RefSeq, a predicted model, not a curated record
GACGCAGUCGUAAGUGGGGGAAUAUCUGAAUAUAAACUACAUUACCCGCCAUGCCAUUCACACCCCCGGUUAAAAAACAAAAGGGCGAGAGUUGAGAGGUCACGAGAAACCGUUUGGGACACCCUGUAAGCUGAUGUUGAGGGCAGUCUCUACCCCACAUUUAAGGGGCCUCCCAUGGCUGGACGGCUGUUGAAAGUGUCCUCUUUAGCCACCGCAGUGUUUGCCUCCUCCGGAUUCUAUCUGUACAGCAAGCAUGUGGAUCCCAGUGACAUCAGCCUCAUUAGGUUUGGAAGAGCUGCAGCUACGACUGCAGUUAUCAGUUAUGACUACAUGACAUCCCUUCGAAAUGUGGAUCACGGGACAGAGGAGUAUUGGGCCCUCAAAUCGAAGGUACACCUGCGUUCAGCGGAGCGGCUCAAAGACCUGUGCUGUGCCAACCGGGGCACCUUCAUCAAGGUGGGCCAGCACCUGGGCGCCCUGGACUACCUGCUGCCCGAGGAGUACACCAGCACGCUGAAGGUGCUCCACAGCCGCGCCCCGCAGAGCUCCAUGGAGGAGAUCCGGCAGGUCAUACGCGAGGACUUGGGCAAAGAGAUCGGGCAGCUGUUCGCGAGCUUCGAGGAGACGCCCCAGGGCGCGGCGUCGCUGGCCCAGGUCCACCGGGCCGUGCUGACGGACGGGAGGACGGUGGCCGUCAAGGUGCAGCACCCCAAAGUGCAGGCCCAGAGCUCCAAGGACAUCCUGGUCAUGGAGUUCCUCUUGCAGGCUGUCCAUUGGCUCUUCCCUGACUUCGCCUUCAUGUGGUUGGUGGAGGAGGCCAAGAGGAACAUGCCUCUGGAGCUGGACUUCCUGAACGAGGGCCGGAACGCCGAGAGGGUGGCGGAGAUGCUGAAGCGCUUCGAAUUCCUGAAGGUUCCCAAGAUCCACUGGGACCUGUCGACCAAACGCAUUCUGACCAUGGAGUUUGCGGAGGGGGGGCAAGUCAAUGACAGGGAGUACAUGGACAAACACGGCAUCGACGUCAAUGAGGUUUCCCGGAACCUUGGGAAGAUGUACAGUGAGAUGAUAUUCGUGAAUGGUUUCGUGCACUGUGACCCCCACCCUGGAAACGUGCUGGUGAAGAAGUGCCCGAAAAGCAAUAAGACCCAAAUUGUGUUACUCGAUCAUGGCUUGUAUCAGACGCUGAACCAGGACUUCCGCCUGGACUACUGCCGUCUGUGGCAAGCCCUGAUGAAGGCGGACCUGAAGGGCAUCGAGCGGUACAGCCGGCGCCUGGGAGCCGGGGACCUGUACCCCCUCUUCGCCUGCGUGCUCACCGCCCGCUCCUGGACCUCCGUCACCGGGGGCAUCAGUCAGACCCCCGUCACAAAUUCAGAGGACGUGGAGAUCCGGACGAACGCCGCCCACUAUCUACCUCAGAUCAGCGACCUGCUGAACAGGGUCCCCCGGCAGAUGCUGCUCCUGCUGAAGACCAACGACCUCCUGCGGGGCAUCGAGACCACCCUGCGCACCCGGGCCAGCGCCAGCUCCUUCAUCAACAUGUCGCGCUGCUGCGUGCGCGCCGUGGCCAGAUACAAGAGGAGUAAGACCCGGUCUCGAUUCCGGAGGAUGCGGAUCAACCUGUCAGAGGCCAUCACCCUGUUGCAGAUCAAUGCGUACGAACUCUUUCUGUGGAUCAAGGGAUCGCUACUGGGUCGCUGGGUUACUAGUCUACUUGGACAUCUGCAAUAUGCACACUGACCUCAACUUUCUUUCUAUUUACAGUACUCUAUCUGAGGAUUUUUAUUUAUGUUCGUUUGCCAUUAAUAAAUGAAAUGAAAAUAUGAAUAUGUGAUUUGCUAUAAAUAAGUGUUCCUUGGUGUUUGGUCAAGAAGAAGUUGCAAUGGUGUGCCUGUAUGAUGACAUCAUCUCAGUCCUGGUACACAACAAAGCUCAAGCACUGCAGCUUUUUAAAUCAUUGUAAGCAGAUGCUUACAUGUGUUGUAUUAGACCACUGAGCAAAUGUUAUCUAACACAUUGUGCUGAGAAAUCCAAUCCAGCGUUAGGCUACAACAUUUAUGCUGCCUAUCUUGUACCAUCUUAACAGCCAUGUGGUUGAAAAUCUCAGAAUAGUCUUUGCAUAGCCAAAUCAUUUUCACUCUGUCCUAGAACAAUAUUUAACUUGCAGCACAUUUAUUUUGUAGAGCUGAUCUUUUAAGCAACAUUUCAUCUCUUAUUUUUACAUUUUCCUCCCUCAUUUUGUUUCCCUCCCAGUUUUUAAAUGCCAAAUGCUUGAGUAUUUUUGGCCCGUGCCGUUGCUGAAACAUAUUUUUGGGAGGGUUGGAGAUGAGCAUGGCUGUCCUCCAAGUCAGCCAGCCUCAUGCCUAAACUUUGAUGAAAAGGAUUAUUACUACUGAAUGUGCAUACACCAGUUAUCAUACCAGAACAUACUGUACACAAGACCUCAAUUUCUCUGUACAUUUAUUACAUGUAAUAGAAGUGAUACAAAAAAAUGUAUGCAUGUACUGUAUGUGGGUGUUAUUGUUUCAUCAAUGAACCUCAAGACUUGUACCAUUAUAUUUAAUGCGCACAUCAGCGUUUCAGAAGUGUACAUUUUCGAUUUUAAUGUCCUGGUAGACCAUCAAUGAACCUUAAGAUUUGUACAAUUUUAUUUAACUGCACAUUAAUGUUUUAUAAGUAUAUAUGUUGCAUUGUAUGUUGUGGGAGAUCAUCAGUGAACCUCAUAAUUUGUACCACUAUUUAUCUGUGCACAUUACUUAUGGUUUUCUCUGUACUGUGUGUGCACUUCUUUCCAUUAACUUGCCAUUCCUGCUUCAGCUCUGCCUGUGUGACGCAUUGAAUAAGGCUGAUGUUGGGUCUAAACCAUAACCAGAUUUUUUUGUCUUCAAUAUUCAGUGGCGAUUACCUUUUACAUAAAUCUCAUAGCAUUUUUUCUUGAUAUUUUAAUUGUUGUUUUGUUGUAUACUGGCGGGGUCUCCAGAUAAAUUCUGAAUUGAACUUUGAGGAGUUGGGUCUUAAUUAUUUAGAACUUAAUUAUUUUUAAAGCAGUGGGUAUUGUUUUAUAGAUUACCUCCCCCAUAAUUUAGUAAGUAUUGUUAUUUCUUUUCAAACAUGUAGGUGUUUUUUUCUCAUAAUGCGUUAAAGAUUCUUAUGAAUAAAUUGUUGAACAUGAACUGAAGUUUUUAACAAA